Suncus etruscus (white-toothed pygmy shrew) is the source of this 1741-nucleotide messenger RNA. RefSeq names its product PAF1 homolog, Paf1/RNA polymerase II complex component (gene PAF1). The transcript is spliced from 14 exons. Gene Ontology annotation, biological process: transcription elongation by RNA polymerase II. Lineage: Eukaryota; Metazoa; Chordata; Mammalia; Eulipotyphla; Soricidae. Bases 25 to 1620 code for a protein of 531 amino acids. Gene Ontology annotation, molecular function: chromatin binding; RNA polymerase II complex binding. The record is from RefSeq and is a predicted model, not a curated record. Gene Ontology annotation, cellular component: Cdc73/Paf1 complex.
GCGGCCCGGCCGGGACCCGUCGCCAUGGCGCCCACCAUCCAGACCCAGGCUCAGCAGCGGGAGGACGGCCACAGGCCCAAUUCUCACCGCACUUUGCCUGAGAGGUCCGGAGUGGUCUGCCGAGUCAAAUAUUGUAACAGCCUCCCGGACAUCCCCUUUGACCCCAAGUUCAUCACCUACCCCUUCGACCAGAACAGGUUUGUUCAGUACAAAGCAACGUCUCUGGAGAAGCAGCACAAACACGACCUCCUGACUGAGCCAGAUCUGGGGGUCACCAUCGACCUCAUCAAUCCUGACACCUAUCGCAUCGACCCCAAUGUACUCCUAGAUCCAGCUGAUGAGAAACUUCUGGAAGAGGAAAUUCAGGCUCCUACCAGCUCUAAAAGAUCCCAGCAACACGCGAAGGUGGUCCCAUGGAUGCGGAAGACGGAAUACAUCUCCACCGAGUUCAACCGCUACGGCAUCUCCAACGAGAAGCCGGAGGUCAAGAUUGGGGUAUCUGUGAAGCAGCAGUUCACGGAGGAAGAAAUCUACAAAGACCGGGACAGCCAGAUCACAGCCAUUGAGAAGACUUUUGAGGAUGCCCAGAAAUCAAUCUCCCAGCAUUAUAGCAAGCCCCGAGUAACACCUGUGGAGGUCAUGCCUGUCUUUCCAGACUUCAAGAUGUGGAUCAACCCAUGCGCUCAGGUCAUCUUUGACUCAGACCCGGCCCCUAAGGAUACAGGCGGGGCUGCUGCACUGGAGAUGAUGUCUCAGGCUAUGAUCAGGGGCAUGAUGGAUGAGGAGGGCAAUCAGUUUGUUGCCUACUUCCUGCCAGUGGAUGAGACGAUGAAGAAGCGGAAGCGGGACCAAGAGGAGGAGAUGGACUAUGCACCAGAUGAUGUGUACGACUACAAGAUUGCCCGGGAGUACAACUGGAAUGUGAAGAACAAGGCCAGCAAAGGCUACGAGGAAAACUACUUCUUCAUCUUCCGAGAGGGCGAUGGGGUUUACUACAACGAGCUGGAGACCAGGGUUCGCCUGAGUAAACGCCGGGCCAAGGCCGGAGUUCAGUCAGGCACCAACGCUCUGCUUGUGGUUAAACAUCGGGACAUGAACGAGAAGGAAUUGGAAGCUCAGGAGGCACGCAAGGCUCAGCUGGAGAACCAUGAGCCCGAGGAGGAGGAAGAGGAGGAGGAGGAGAUGGAGACGGAGGACAAAGAAGCCGGGGGCUCAGAUGAGGAACGAGAGAAGAGCAGCAGCGAGAAAGAGGCCAGCGAGGAUGAGCGCCUGGAGCGCUCGGGCAGUGAGAGUGAGCACGAGGAGGGCGACAGGGACGAGGCAAGCGACAAGAGUGGCAGUGGCGAGGAGGAGAGCAGCGAGGAUGAGGCCCGCGCUGCGAGGGACAAGGAGGAGAUCUUUGGUAGUGACGCCGACUCCGAGGACGACGCUGACUCGGAGGAGGAGGACCGAGGGCAGACCCGGGGCAGCGACAAUGAGUCCGACAGUGGCAGCGAGGGGGCUGGCCAGCGCAGCCGCAGCGCCAGUCCCUUCCCCAGUGGCAGUGAACACUCAGCGCAGGAGGAUGGCAGCGAGGCGGCAGCCUCCGAGUCCAGUGAGGCGGACAGUGACAGUGACUGAGCCGCAGGCCAAGGGCCGGCAGCAGUGCUGGAGGCACACUGCCAGUGCCCUGCAAGCCAGCCCUCCGCGGCGCUUCUUUCCCUUCCCUGAGCCUUUGUUAAUAAAGCCAACUUCACUUCGC